UCUGUUCAAUCUGUCUGGAUCUACUGAAGGAUCCGGUGGCCAUUCCCUGUGGACACAAUUACUGUAUGAGCUGUAUUACAGACUGCUGGGAUCAAGAUGAUCAGAAGAGAAACUACAGCUGCCCUCAGUGCAGACAGACCUUCAAUACAAGACCUGUUUUAGGUAAAAACACCAUGCUGGCUGAAGUGGUGGAGAAACUGAAGAAGACCAAACUACAAGCUGCUCGUCCUGAUCACUCUGCUCGUCCUGAUCACUGUUAUGCUGAAGCUGGAGAUGUGAAGUGUGACGUCUGUACUGAGAGAAAACACAAAGCUGUCAAGUCCUGUCUGGUGUGUCUGAACUCUUACUGUCAAAAUCAUUUUAAACUUCAUGAAGAACUUCACUCAGGAAAGAGACACAAAGUGACAGACGCCACUGGACGACUUCAGCAGAUGAUCUGCCCUCAACAUGAGAAACUUUUAGAGAUUUACUGUAAAACUGAUCAGCUCUGUAUAUGUCUUCUGUGUAUGGUGGAUGAACACAAUGAACAUAAGACUGUAUCAGCUGCAGCAGAGAGGACUGAGAAACAGAAAGAACUGAAGGAGACCCAGAGAAAAUACCAGCAGAGAAUCCAGGAGAGCCAGAAGAAGCUUCAGGAGCUGAGAGAUGCUGUGGAGACUCAUAAGCGCUCUGCACAGACAGCAGUGGACGACACUGAGAGGAUCUUUACUCAACUGAUCCAAACCAUUGAGAGAAGACGAUCUGAGCUGACACAGCUGAUCAGAGAUCAGGAAAAGACUGCAGUGAGUGAAGCUGAAGGACUCUUGAAGCGACUGGAGCAGGAGAUUGAUGAUCUGAGGAGGAGAGACGCUGAGCUGGAGCAGCUUUCACACACAGAUGAUGACAUCCAUUUCCUCCAGAGUUUUCAGUCUCUCUCUGUUCCUCCUGGAUCUUCAGACUCACUCAGCAUCACUGUCAGCUCUCUCAUCUCUUUUGAUGAUGUAGGAAAAUCUUUGUCUCAUCUGAGAGAGAAACUGGAGGAUUUCUGUAGAGAAGAGAUAGAAAAUAUAUUUGACAAAAGUAAAGCACCUGAAUCUGAGACCAGGGAGCAGUUCCUAAAAUAUUAUCAUCACUUCACUGCAGAUCCAAACACAGUAAAUAAACUUCUUUGUCUGUCUGAGGGGAACACAGUGAUUACUAAAACUAACACACUCCAGCCGUAUCCUCAUCAUCCAGACAGAUUUGAUGGUUGUUUUCAGGUGUUGUGUAGUGAGAGUUUGAGUGGACGCUGUUACUGGGAGGUUGAGUGGAGAGGUCAGGUGUUUAUAUCAGUGUCAUAUAAGAGCAUCAGCAGGAAGGGACGGGGUUAUAAGUGUGUGUUUGGAGGUAAUGAUCAGUCCUGGAGUUUGUGCUGCUGUGGCUCCAGUUGUUCAUUCUGGCACAAUGACAUUGAGACUAAACUCCCUGUAGUGUUCAGAUCUUCUAGAAUAGGAGUUUAUGUGGAUCACAGUUCAGGAUCUCUGUCCUUCUACAGCGUCUCUGACACAAUGACCCUCAUCCACAGAGUCAACACCACAUUCACUAAACCUCUCUAUCCUGGGUUUUUGGUUUGUGGAGCAGUGAAACUGUGUAAUAUAACAAUAUAGAUGAUACAGAGAGUAUAAAUAAUUUUCAUAUUAGAAGUCUGAACAUGAUGAAUCAACAACAAAGAAAUAAUAAGUCUUUACAUUUUCUAAUCAGCAAUUUAGACAAACUAUUAAUUUGGACAUUUAGUUUGACAUUAGUUUAAUUCAAAACACAAAAUACAAUGGUGAGUUUAUCCUAAACAUUUCUAACAAAAUGUUUAAAAACCAUCACAAAAGUUAAUUAAUGUCUGAAUUGCACAUCACUUACA
This is a messenger RNA of Paramisgurnus dabryanus, 1873 nucleotides long. Its product is annotated as tripartite motif-containing protein 16-like. Gene Ontology annotation, molecular function: protein binding; zinc ion binding. Lineage: Eukaryota; Metazoa; Chordata; Actinopteri; Cypriniformes; Cobitidae. The record is from RefSeq and is a predicted model, not a curated record.